Molecule: messenger RNA, 1136 nt
Organism: Perca fluviatilis (European perch)
Lineage: Eukaryota; Metazoa; Chordata; Actinopteri; Perciformes; Percidae
Exons: 4
Coding region: 419-1033 (204 amino acids)
Source: RefSeq, a predicted model, not a curated record
AUUCCUUGUUCGGAAAUGAGUUCCUUAAUCUUACCUCAAUGUCAGAAGUACAAGACAGAGGUACUCUUAAAGUAAUUGAUAUGUCAAGGCCCACCACUGUGCAGCAUAAUGAUGAGAGGUCUACUAUUCUCAGUCCAGCCCUAAAUCCCCAAGCAUUCAGUCCUUCAUGUGACUCUUCGUCCCUUUCAGGUGGAUCUGUAGAUACAGAUGUACUGUCAUCGAAUGAGUCUACAAGCUCACGGUCCACUUGGCCUGCCGUCUUUCAUGUGCCUAAGUUCUCCUACGAUUCUGAAAUAAAACUCCGGCAGGCAAGUUUAGCUUAUAUUGAAAAUGGCACUGUACUUAGUUGAAGUCGGCCAUUUUUGACAGUUUGGUGCAGGAAAUUGUGCAGUAUAAAGUCUAUGUCACUGAUAAGGAGAUGGAACAGGUAGCGCAGAGUCUCAUCAAGACACAUCCAUGUUUAACUGAGAAGGGGUCCUCUUCUGGAUGUGGUGGAUGGAAGACCAGUUUAAAAUAUAAACUAUCAAACUACCGCACACAACUGAGAAAACUAGGCUGCCCAGAAGUGACAGUGAACUCUUUAAAAAACAAGCCUGCAGGGAGAUGCAGUGCAGCCUUUGGUGUCAAAAAGGCAAAGAGAGCGGAGGUGAAUUUUUGCCCAACAUAUCCAUCAGCAGAAACUGAGGAAAGUCUGGAGGCCAUGCAGAAAGCUCUGCUCUUGGAUGUAAAGAAGAGAGACAACAGAGAGGUUGUGAAACUCAAGAUGGAAAAGACUUUUGCACACAGAAGACAUGAAGAUGUUCGUGAUGCACCAAUGGUGGAGGAUUUCAUGGCAAGGUGGCCUGCUCUGUUUGACGUCAGUGAGAUCAACGCUGAAUUCAAGAGAAUCGCCACAGUCCCACUUCAGUCCAAGUUUCUGUCUCAGCUUGACCUCCACUCUGACAACCUGAUGAAGCUGUUCAAAAAGAGAGGAGGACAGCUAGGGCAAAGGCUCAAAACGUCAUUGCACAAAUGGCUGAUUGUGAUGAUAUAGAUGCUGGACGGGAGUGUAUCAUCAAGGGAGUCUGUAUCUACAUGGGUGAAGAUCCAGAAAACCUUGUGCAGCAAUAUCUGAUCAAUGCAGAGUUAAUGUGAAU